ACAAACAUCGUUAUCAGUCGUUUCUAAUUUUCUGACAGGGACUCGUCCCUGUUUCUGAAGUUUCUUUUCGUGGUUUUUAAACUUAUUAUGAGUUGAUUCCAAUUGCAAACAUUUUCUGACACUUUUUCUUGAUUUUGCAGCAUUAGGAUACAAAAGGUUGAAUAGUUUGAAGCUGACUUGGAAGAAUGGGAAAGCACGAGGUCGGAACCCCAAAAUACAUUGCCAAUAAAAUCAAAGCCAAAGGAUUACAAAAGCUCAGAUGGUACUGUCAAAUGUGUCAGAAGCAGUGUCGAGACGAGAAUGGCUUCAAAUGCCAUACCAGCUCCGAGUCCCAUCAGCGGCAGCUACUCAUAUUUGCAGAUAACGCAGACAAGUAUAUCGAUGAGUUUUCAAAGGAGUUCUCUGAUGGCUACCUGGAGCUCUUGCAUCGACAGUUUGGUACGAAACGAGUGCAUGCAAACAAGGUAUAUCAAGAUUACAUCGCUGACCGCGAUCAUCUGCACAUGAAUGCAACUCAGUGGGAAUCCUUGACUGAAUUUGUUAAGUGGCUGGGUCGUGAGGGUAAAUGUGUCGUUGAUGAAACAGAAAAAGGAUGGUUUGUUUCAUACAUCGAGCGAGAUCCAGAGACAAUUGAGCUCCAGAAUCAACUGGCAAAGAAAACUAAAAUGGAAAAAGAUGAUGAAGAAAAGAUGCAAGAAUUCUUCGAGCGCCAAGUCAAACUAGGACAGCAGUCCAGCUCGUCCAGGAGUGUCAGUGCGCCUUCAGAAUUAGUCAGGGAGAACGCAGAUGAGAAGUUAACGCUUAAGUUGGUCACAAAAAAAACAAUGGAGCCUCCUGCUCCAAAAAGAACCCUGUCAGCGCUAGAAAAACUAGAACUUGAGGAAAAAGAGAGACGAAAGAAGGCCAGAAUAGAAGAAAAGAAAGCAGAAGAAAGGAAGCGAGAAAAAGAAGAAGAGGUGAAACCAAUCAGGAAGGCACAAGAUAAUGAAGAUGGAUGGCUGAGUGAGGACAUUGUUGUCAAAGUUGUAGUUAAAUCUUUAGGUGAAAAGUAUUACGGGAAGAAAGGUUAUGUUACUAAAGUCUUGGAUAAGUAUGGUGCUUUAGUGAAGAUGAUUGAUACAGAAGUUAAAUUAAAGCUAGAUCAAGAUCAUUUGGAAACAGUAAUUCCAAAUAUAGGUAGACAAGUUAAAAUUUUGAAAGGACCUCAUAAAGGGUCAGUAGCUGAGUUGGUAGACAUUAACACUAAUAAGUUUUGUGUUCGGCUUAAGGUUAUUUCAGGGAAAUCUAAGGGUGAAAUUUUGGAUAGGAUACCAUAUGAGAACAUGAGUAAAUUGUACACAAGAUGAAAUCUUGUAGAAUUUUUUAAUGAUUUUGUUAAAUAAGUAUUUGACUGUCCAUAUUCUCCGGUGUUUAGUUGAGCAAUGUAUGUAUGUUGACACAAUGUAUGGCUGUAUUGGUGUCAGACUGACGAGGAUAUAGCAGUGUUGAGCUUACCUACAACAGUUAUUUCAUCUCUUCAUGAAAUACAAUUGCAAUGAGGUUGAUAAAACCUGUGUAAGGAGAAAAUCCGUCACUUAGUGUAAGUGAUUUGGAGGAACAACAAAAUUUUUUGCUUUUCAAUGAGCAUAUUUUACAGCCUGACGAUAAUUCCUACCUUAAAUCAUACUUGAAUAUUUAAACUUUAAAAACUGGAUUGCUCUUCAUUUGAAUGUUGUUGACAUGGUGUAAUUUCUUCCAUAAAACUAAUCACACGUUUUUAAGGACAAAUAACGCUUCCAACACCAAUUCUCUUCAACAGCCAGUUGCCUUUUUUGAAAUCACAAUUGAUUCGAUCUAUCAAUUUUGUACAAACAAAUUGCAUGGCAGCACAAAAAUUGUAACUUUUAAAAAAAAAUUUUCAUUGUUAAAAAUUUAGAUCUUUAAGUGUCCUCUUCAUAGCACAAACCCUCUUUUGAUUCUUGUACAUUCAGUCCAAUCUACAGAGCUGUCUCUAAAGGCAUUUCACACAUAUAAUCUCAAAUGUAUUAAAAAUUACAGCCUUCUCCUGUAAUCAUGAUUUUCAAGGGCUUUAACCACUGUCAUUAAAGCCUGUUCCUAUCAAAUUUUUCAAGAAAGACAUGCUCUCUUUUGAUGAUUGGUUGGAUCAUCUUUGGAAAACAUGCCUAUCAUGACACUUAAAGAAUUCAGCAAGAGAAAACAGGCACCUAUGGUCACUAUUCUUUCAGUUUAAAAUUGAGUUUUCUUAUAAUCCGUUUUACUUGUGCCAGUGGUGUCUGUAUCAUGACUUUAAUAAUUGCCAUGAAAGAAUGAAUCACUGGGACCCUCGAAUUAAUCUAUCCCCCUUUCUCGAUUAAUGGCUGAUCAUAUUAAUUAUUUUCUCUCGACCAACUUGUUGCUCUCUUUAAAACGAAUGGAUCUUAGCACUGUACUUUAGUUGCUCCAGUGCUCAAUAUUUCAGCAUUUAUAAACUGAUUGAUAUACUGUAUCGACCACCUAACUACCCAAAUCAGCAACCCAUGCCUGAAGUAGCCGUCACCUCAUUAUCGGAGAUAUUGUAGUACCACAUUCGCUGCUUACCCAAAAUUUAAUUUGUAACUGAAAAAUUAAUUUGCAUUGAUAUUUCUGAGCAAUACAGUACCCAUGACUGAAAUAA
This is a messenger RNA of Bemisia tabaci, 2653 nucleotides long. RefSeq names its product kin17 DNA and RNA binding protein (gene kin17). The record is from RefSeq and is a predicted model, not a curated record. Gene Ontology annotation, biological process: DNA replication; DNA damage response. Lineage: Eukaryota; Metazoa; Arthropoda; Insecta; Hemiptera; Aleyrodidae. Gene Ontology annotation, cellular component: nucleus. Gene Ontology annotation, molecular function: double-stranded DNA binding.